Molecule: messenger RNA, 1005 nt
Organism: Pollicipes pollicipes
Lineage: Eukaryota; Metazoa; Arthropoda; Thecostraca; Pollicipedomorpha; Pollicipedidae
Product: tetraspanin-7-like
Exons: 7
Coding region: 53-778 (241 amino acids)
Cellular component (GO): plasma membrane
Source: RefSeq, a predicted model, not a curated record
UGGACGCACCGUGGGCCAUCGCGUGACAGCUGCUCUGCCCAUUAGACGAGUCAUGUCGGAGCAGUUAGCUACCGUGGCGGCCAUGUCGUGUAUGAAGAUGCUGCUGAUGCUCUUCAACGUCUGCUUCUGGGUCAGCGGCCUGGUGAUCCUCGGCAUCGGCAUCUGGAUGCAGAUCAGCCUCUACAAGUACGUGGAGGUGUCGCCCGAGUUCUCCGCCUCCGUGCCGUACGUGUUCAUCGCCAGCGGUGGACUCAUCAUCCUGCUGGGCACCUUCGCCUGCUGCUGCACCGUCAAGAGCCAGCCCGUCCUGCUCUACAUCUAUUCGUUCUUCCUGCUGUUGGUGUUCUUCGUGGUGCUGGCCGCCGGCAUCUCGGCCUACGCCUACCGACGCAAGCUCUCCCACGGAUUCCAGGACGGUCUUAGGGACGGUCUUCAGGAGUACGGUGUUAACACGGACAAAAUGGCCGCCAUCGACGCUAUCCAGUCCACGCUCAAGUGCUGCGGCAUCAACGGCACGUCCGACUGGAACAACACGCCGUACGCGCGCUCGCACGGCACGCCCGCCUACCCGGCCUCCUGCUGCGCCAAGUGGGACGACACCCGCUGUACCACCGUCCACGACAGCGGCUGCUACAAGGUGGUGAUGGAUUUCUUCUACACCAACAUUGGCAUCAUCGCCGGCGCUGCGAUUGGACUCGCCUUCUUCCAGGUGAUUGGAAUCACGCUGGCAUGUCUGCUAGCCAAGAACGCCAAGCGGGCCCACUACCAGCAAGUAUGAGGGUCUGCCCACCCCGGCUCGCACGAGCUCGCCCCAGCCAAUGGCCCCAACUGACAACUAGCGCCAUCUCUGACCGACCUGACACGUCACGGCCAACAAUUGUAGGCGGAGAAACCGACGCAGAAACCGCACAUCAGAACCAAGCCAGCCCAACAGAGGAGUGUGCUGCAUCAAUACCCCCAAAUCAGAGCUGCAUUUGGAAUGGUAAAGCUGGAAAAUGCAUGCAA